Lampris incognitus (smalleye Pacific opah) is the source of this 2096-nucleotide messenger RNA. RefSeq names its product matrix metallopeptidase 19 (gene mmp19). Gene Ontology annotation, cellular component: extracellular matrix. Gene Ontology annotation, biological process: proteolysis; extracellular matrix organization; collagen catabolic process. The record is from RefSeq and is a predicted model, not a curated record. The transcript has 9 exons. Lineage: Eukaryota; Metazoa; Chordata; Actinopteri; Lampriformes; Lampridae. Bases 65 to 1492 code for a protein of 475 amino acids. Gene Ontology annotation, molecular function: zinc ion binding; metalloendopeptidase activity.
GCCUGCUGCUGCACGCAAGCUGCACUGCUGAGAUCUUCGUGUCGGCCUUCAAGUCUGAGUGAAGAUGGAGAUGACCUGUGUCCGCUCCCUCACGCUGCUCAUCACACUAGGGCUCUGCGCAGCAUCACCGGUGGUGGAAUGGAUAGAACUGGAUGAAGCCAAGGCCUAUCUGAAGAAGUACGGCUACUUGAACAACCCCAUCGACCCGCAGGUCCGGGCCGACCUGGAAGAUGUUGUUGAAGCUCUCAGGGUGUUCCAGCAAGCCAACGAUCUUCCUAUCACUGGAGAAAUAGAUGACGCCACCCUGGAGGUGAUGAGGCAGCCACGCUGUGGUAUUGAAGACCCCUUCAACAAGAAAACUCACAAAUUCCGUUUACUAGGUCGUUGGCGCAAGAGGAACCUCACCUACCGCAUUCAGAACUACACACCAGACCUGAGACACACAGCGACCAAGGCAGCCAUCCACUCGGCCUUCAAGUACUGGAGCGAUGUGGCUCCCCUGAAUUUCAGAGAGGUUCAUUAUGGAAGAGCAGACAUUAGAAUCUCCUUUCAUAAGGACGACGCCUCCUGCCCAGUCCCGUUUGAUGGCCGUGGUCAUGUACUAGCCCAUGCUGAAUCACCAGAAUCUGGUAUUGUUCAUUUUGAUGAGGAUGAGUACUGGACCGAGGGAGGGAACUAUGGUACUAAUCUACGUAUUGUAGCUGCCCAUGAGAUCGGCCAUGCCCUGGGUUUGGGUCACUCACAGUACAGCAGUGCUCUGAUGGGCCCCAUCUACUCUGGCUACCGGGCCAACUUCAAGCUGCACAUGGAUGAUGUGAGAGGCAUCCAGGCAUUAUAUGGUAAACGUGUGGUCAGCACACCGACUAACCCCAUGACCCCUACCCACCCCCGGCCCACGGAGAGCACCCCUGAUGUAGAGGACAACAUCCCAGACCCCUGCACUGCCAGACUGGAUGCCAUCAUGUUGGGUCCAUGGAGAAAAACCUUUGCUUUCAGUGGGGACUAUGUAUGGACAGUCUCAGAUCUGGGACACAAUGCACCCUUACAGGUGAACAAGCUGUGGAUAGGGCUCCCUGGAAACCUCAGAGCAGCAGUGUACUCUCCGAGAACCAACAAGUCGUACUUUUUUAAAGGCGAUAAAAUUUGGAGGUACACCAGUUUCCGGCUGGACUAUGGGUACCCCAAACAGGUGAAAAACAUCCCCCCUAACAUAGAUGCAGCCUUGUACCUGGAGAAAAAUAAGAAGUUGGUCUUCAUCAAGGGCUCAAAGUACUGGCAGUGGGAUGAGCUGAAGAACAAUGAUCUGAGUAUGUAUCCCAAGCCGCUGUCCAUGCUCUUCACUGGUGCGCCCCCAGGUACCGACGCAGCCUUCACCUGGACCAACAAGAGGGUCUACUUCUUUAAAGGAGACAAGUACUGGCGUAUGAACGAGCUGCUGAUUGCGGACAGGGGCUACCCGCUGAGCGUCAAAGAACGCUGGAUGCGCUGCUGAGGACGACCAGUAGGGGACAGCAGCUUCUAAAGAGCCAAUGCAAAGGGUGCUGGUUUGACCCCAAGUACGCCCAAAGACACAAGAGCAACUCUGUGGGAGUGCUGGGAAGAUAGAUGACCAAGCUUUUACCUACACACUGUAUGCCAAUCAGCUGUUGCUUUCUUGUGUGUUGUUUCAGUGUAAGUCGGAGGCAGCUGCUGUUCAGUCAUCAUGUUGUGUGUUCUGCUCAACAGUAAGGAGAGCAGCAGCCCAGCCGGUAGCUCACUUCCCGCCUGAGUCUGAUCACCAUCCACUUCAACAGCCCACUCCGUUUGGUGGGCUUACUACUUGUGUAUGAUUCAUUUACAACGAAAAUUAUGUGCAUUUUUGUUGUGUUCUCAAGGAGACACUAAGCAAGGCCGCUGUCUUCCUCACUGUCUGUUAAACAGAUGUGCUGGAUUGUGUUUUGUUGCCUCGCAUACUUUCCUCCUUCUCUCACUGAAACGUCAGAGCACAUGGGUGGGGUGGGACGCUGUGCUUAGACUUUCAAGUUUCGUGUCACCAAGACAAACACUUAACUCAUUGUAAACAAGCCGCUCAAAUUAAAAUUGCUCCUCAUAAAUUC